AAAGAGUCGGUCAAUAGAUUAAAAUUUCUCUCAAAUUGCUUGGUUUUCAUCUUAAUUCAUAAUUCUCCUCUCCCUUCAUAGGAACCAUUAUGAAUUCGAAUUCGAUUCAAAGCUUUGAUGCCUUGCCCCACAAUCUUCGAGAGUGUUUCUUGGACAUGGCCUCAUUUCUUGAAGACCAAAGGAUAAUAGCUUCCACUAUAAUUGACUUAUGGUCUGCAUCAUACGGUAAAGAGGGUAUGAAUAACCUCCAAGAUCUUGCCUCUCGCAAUCUCCUUAAACUUCUUCCUAUUGGGAGAAAUGAGUAUGAAGAUGGUUUCUACAAUGAGUUAUUGGUUAAACAAGACAACGUCCUUAGAGAAUUUGCUAUAAAUCAAUGCCUAAAAGAGUCGUCUUCGAUUUUCGAAAGGAAAAGAUUAAACUUGGAGAUACAAGAUAACAAAUUCCCAAACUGGUGUUUAAAUCCAAAACAACCUAUUGUUAUUAAUGCAUCUCUCUUUUCUAUCUCUACUGAUGAUUCAUUUGCAUCAAGUUGGUUUGAAAUGGAUUGUCCAAAUGUUGAAGCUUUAGUUCUUAAUAUCUCUUCAUCAAACUAUGCAUUACCAAACUUCAUUGCUACUAUGAAGGAAUUGAAGGUUGUGAUUAUCAUAAAUCACGGUCUUGAGCCUGCAAAGUUGACUAACUUGUCUUGUCUCAGCUCGUUACCAAACCUGAAACGGAUCAGAUUCGAGAAAGUUUCAAUCAGUUUGCUUGACAUUCCCAAACUUGGUCUCAAGAGUCUUGAGAAGUUGUCCUUAUGGUUUUGUCACGUUGUUGAUGCUCUCAACGAAUUAGAAGAUGUUUCUGAAACUUUACAAAGUCUACAGGAAAUCGAGAUUGACUAUUGCUACAAUCUUGAUGAAUUACCAUAUUGGAUCUCUCAAGUUGUUUCAUUGAAGAAGCUUAGUGUCACAAAUUGUAACAAGCUUUGCAGAGUCAUAGAAGCUAUAGGUGACUUAAGGGACCUUGAAACGCUGAGACUGAGUUCUUGUGCUAGUCUCUUAGAGCUACCUGAAACGAUUGACAGACUCGACAAUUUGCGGUUUCUUGAUGUUUCUGGUGGCUUCCAACUGAAAAACCUGCCUCUAGAAAUUGGAAAGCUCAAGAAGCUUGAGAAGAUUUCGAUGAAAGAUUGUUAUCGAUGCGAGUUACCGGAUUCUGUGAAGAAUCUAGAGAAUCUGGAAGUGAAAUGCGACGAAGAUACUGCGUUCUUGUGGAAAAUAUUGAAACCAGAAAUGAAGAAUCUGACGAUCACAGAGGAAAAAACAGAACAUAACCUCAACUUGCUUCAACUGUUUUAA
Molecule: messenger RNA, 1337 nt
Organism: Arabidopsis thaliana (thale cress)
Lineage: Eukaryota; Viridiplantae; Streptophyta; Magnoliopsida; Brassicales; Brassicaceae
Product: Leucine-rich repeat (LRR) family protein
Exons: 3
Coding region: 90-1337 (415 amino acids)
Source: RefSeq, marked reviewed